Molecule: messenger RNA, 2459 nt
Organism: Dromiciops gliroides (monito del monte)
Lineage: Eukaryota; Metazoa; Chordata; Mammalia; Microbiotheria; Microbiotheriidae
Gene: PSAT1
Product: phosphoserine aminotransferase 1
Biological process (GO): L-serine biosynthetic process
Cellular component (GO): cytoplasm
Molecular function (GO): O-phospho-L-serine:2-oxoglutarate transaminase activity; pyridoxal phosphate binding
Source: RefSeq, a predicted model, not a curated record
AGCGGAGCUUGGGGGGCGCGGAGAGGGCACCGGCAGUAGACACCCAGGAACUCUAGCUGCUCGGAUCCUCGUGAGGCGCGCGCGCUCUUCUCUCCUCUCUUUCCCCUGAUUCUCGUGCUUGAGCUAGUGCACUUCGCUCAGGACCAUGGACACCCCGCGCCAGGUGGUCAACUUCGGCCCGGGACCCGCCAAGCUGCCCCGUUCAGUAUUGCUUGAAGCACAGAAAGAGUUGUUAGACUACAAAGGACUUGGAAUUAGUGUUCUUGAAAUGAGCCAUAGAUCAUCUGAUUUUGCUAAAAUUGUAAACACAACAGAGAGUCUGGUACGGGAAUUGCUAAAUGUUCCUGACAACUACAAGGUGAUUUUUGUGCAAGGAGGUGGAUCUGGCCAAUUUAGUGCCGUGCCCUUAAACUUGAUUGGACUCAAGGAAGGAAGGUGUGCUGAUUAUGUAGUGACUGGAGCUUGGUCUGCCAAGGCAGCUGAAGAGGCCAAAAAGUUUGCUACUGUUAACCUCGUUCACCCCAAACUUGAGAGAUAUACAAAAAUUCCUGAUCCAGGGACCUGGAAUCUCAACCCAGAUGCAUCUUAUGUGUAUUACUGUGCAAAUGAGACUGUCCAUGGUGUGGAGUUUGACUUUGUACCUGAUGUCAAAGGAGCAGUCCUGGUCCUGUGACUGUCUUCUAACUUCUUAUCCAAGCCAGUGGAUGUUUCUAAGUUUGGCGUGAUUUUUGCUGGUGCCCAGAAGAAUGUUGGCUCCGCUGGGGUCACCGUGGUGAUAGUGCGGGAGGACUUACUGGGAUUUGCACUGAAAGAAUGCCCAUCUGUGUUAGACUACAAAGUACAAGCUGGGAAUGGCUCCUUAUAUAACACUCCUCCAUGUUUCAGCAUCUACAUCAUGGGCUUGGUCCUGGAAUGGAUUAAAAACAAUGGUGGUGCUACAGCUAUGGAGGAGCUUAGCUUAAUCAAAUCUCAAAUGAUUUAUGCUAUCAUCGAUGAAUCCCAAGGAUUCUAUGUAUGCCCAGUGGAGAAACAGAACAGAAGUAAAAUGAACAUCCCUUUCCGUAUUGGUAGUAUUAAGGGAGACGAGACUUUGGAAAAGACAUUUCUUGAGAAAGCUGUUGACCUUAAUAUGAUCUCUUUGAAAGGGCAUAGGUCUGUUGGAGGAAUCCGUGCUUCUUUGUAUAAUGCGGUCACCACAGAGGAUGUUCAGAAGCUGGCUGCAUUCAUGAAGACCUUUAUGGAAAUGCAUAAGCUGUGAAUACUUUGGUGCAAAUUUAUCUACUGCCUAUUUAAAAACAGGCAACCUAUUAAAAUAAUUGUGGCAUAUGUAGCUAUAAGCACUUAACAAAGUAAGUUAUUUCCCCCUAUAAACAAGCCUACUGUAACUCUUUAAAAAAUAUCAAAACUGUUACAAGAUACUUUGCCACUACAAAGCCAAUGACAGCUGCCAUCUUCACUUUGACUAGUACUGUACAAUUUUUAAAGCUAUACUUCUGUGGUUUUUUUGAGAUUCAGUUUUUUCCUUCCCUGUUGCUUUUUGUUUUCCUUGCUAAAUCUCAGUAUGCAAAUUUUGACUGUGUGCUUAGUUCAGCUUUUUGAAUAUCCUGGCCUCUCUUGGCACAAGUGCCAAUAAUAGAAAGGACCAGACACUUCCUGGGGUUCCAGGGAUGUUCUGGACCAGGGGCAGCAAACUACAGCCUGAGGGCCAAUGUGGUCUUCUCCUGUUUUUGUAUAGCAGGCUAGCCAGGAAUGGUUUUUACAUUUUUUAAUACAACAUAACUUUAUUUUAAAGUAUAAGAACCAUCCUUAGCUUUCAGGCUAUUGGUAGGCCAGAUUUGGUCCAUGGUCUAUAGCUUGUUGACAUCUGCUCCAGAUUGAUGAGCUGGGCUACACUCAUGGUCUGCUUCCAUUUAUUAAGAUCACUGAUUGGGAGCUCAGAGAGUAAAGGCACAGGGCAAAGCAUGGCUCUUUCUUUGUCCCAAAUGUUCUCUUAAAGAGACAAAACUUGUAAGACUGUUCCUCAUAAGGUCUACUUUUAAUAUAAAAUAUUAUCUUUCUCUGCAUUUAUAUUUCAAGUAACAGUUCUUUGUAGGAUACAUCAGCGCUUUGAUAUAUACUUGUAAUCACAGUUGUUAUGCAAGAAGCCUUAUUUAGUAUAUUUACAAGGGGUUGUGAUGUGGGCUUUUUUUUUUUUUUUUUUGCUUUCUGCUUCUCUUCUCAGACUGGAGGAUUUGCUUCCCUCCCUCCCCCAAUGCCUUUCCUAUCUGUUAAGUUCAAACCAGAGCCUUUGUUAAAAUCCCCUAAAAUCCCUUUGCUUGUUGGCUUUUCUUUGCUUGAUGGGUCAGCACUCUGACUUCUGGGGAGAUGCUUGGUGAAAAACCCUAUUCUCAUUCUUUUAUGUGCAUUGAUCAGUAUGUGAUACAGAACACAUUAAGCCAUAUUAAAAGUACUAAAACUUG